AUGGAAGAGCCGCCGGAGGGGCACGGCCACCGAGACGCGGCGCCCGGCCCGGCGAGCAGCGGCAGCGGCAGCGAUGGCGAGAGCGUGCCCGUGUCCCCCAGCCCCGCGCCCGCCUCCCCCGCCGCGCCCUGCCCCCUGCCCCUGCCCCGCCGCCGCCACCCGCCGCCACCGCCGCCGCCCCCGCCGCCGCCGCCCCACCGCACCACCAACUUUUUCAUCGACAACAUCCUGAGGCCGGACUUCGGCUGCAAGAAGGAGCCGCCCGCGCCGGCCGGCGGCGGAGGCAGCCGGGAGCGGGACGGAGAUCGGGGGCAGAGCUCAGGUAGAGAAAACGUCAACCCGCUGCUGGCCCGGCCGCCCAACCCGCCCGCCCUCCUGUGCCCGGACUCGAACUGCCGUCCCGACGGCUCCGCGCCGCCGCCGCCGCCCGCCGCCGCCGCCAAAGCCAGUCCCGCCGCGGCGGCAGCGGCGGCGGCGGCGGGGGCGGCCAAGCCCCCCGCCGACGGGGGCGAGACUCACCCGGCGAAGUACGGGGAGCACGGCAGCCCCGCCAUCCUCCUCAUGGGCUCUAAUAAUGGAGGACCUGUUAUAAAGCCCGACUCGCAACAGCCGCUGGUGUGGCCUGCCUGGGUCUACUGCACUAGGUAUUCAGACAGACCGUCCUCGGGCCCCCGCACCAGGAAGCUGAAGAAGAAGAAGACGGAGAAGGAGGACAAGCGGCCGCGGACGGCGUUCACGGCCGAGCAGCUGCAGCGGCUGAAGGCGGAGUUCCAGGCGAACCGGUACAUCACGGAGCAGCGGCGGCAGAGCCUGGCCCAGGAGCUCAGCCUCAACGAGUCCCAGAUCAAGAUCUGGUUCCAGAACAAACGGGCCAAAAUCAAGAAGGCGACGGGCAUUAAGAACGGGCUGGCGCUGCACCUCAUGGCCCAGGGACUCUACAACCACUCCACCACCACGGUGCAGGACAAAGAGGAGAGCGAGUGAGGCGGGCGGCCCCAGCCCAGCCCAGCCCUGCGCCGCGGCGCCGGCCCGCCGGCCGGGAGGCGGACAGGUGCGAUUUAAAAGCAGAUCUAUUGUCUAUCCAUAGUAUAAGGACUCCGAUUAAGAAAAAAAAAUUAAAUAUGAACACUUAAGAAAAAUUAUCUCUAUAUAGCCAAACAGCAUAUGACCUUGUAUAUAUUUAAUUUCAGGUAAGAAAUAUGUGUAGCGAUCUCUAUUUGCUGGACAGUUUCUCUCUUCCCUUCUCUCUGUUUCUCCUUUCUUUUGUUCGUUUGUUCGUUUUGUUUGCUUUCCUUUUUUUUUUUCUUUCCCCCCCCAUGUCCGUUGCUUCUGUUUUACAGUAAAUGUCGGACUUUUCUCAUCUGUCGUUUGAUCUUAUUUUGUUGUUGUUGUUUUUUUUUUUUUUUGUGUGUGUGUGAAUUUCUGUCUCUCUUUUUUUUUUCCCGAAGAAAAAAAAAAUUCUGAUCCACAGACUGCGAGACUGAACCCGCCGCUACAAGCCAAAGAUUUUAUUAUGUUCAGAAAUCUGUAGU
Messenger RNA from Passer domesticus (house sparrow), 1532 nucleotides. It is a transcript of the gene EN1, whose product is annotated as engrailed homeobox 1. NCBI's taxonomy places the organism in Eukaryota, Metazoa, Chordata, Aves, Passeriformes, Passeridae. Gene Ontology annotation, molecular function: RNA polymerase II cis-regulatory region sequence-specific DNA binding; DNA-binding transcription factor activity, RNA polymerase II-specific. Gene Ontology annotation, biological process: neuron differentiation; multicellular organism development; regulation of transcription by RNA polymerase II. Bases 1 to 984 code for a protein of 327 amino acids. The record is from RefSeq and is a predicted model, not a curated record. The transcript is spliced from 2 exons. Gene Ontology annotation, cellular component: nucleus.